ACACUGCUCUACGGUGUCGCUUCCGACCGCGUGUGAUUUUCGAAACGUGGUGAAUAAGAUUUUGAAACGUAACGCCCGUGUGUAUAUACAAUUUAUACGUAGUUGGAGGAAUUUUUCGCCGCCGAGUGUGAACUUAUAUGUAAAAAUGGGCGACUACACGAAUGUAUAUAGCUUUCACGAUAAAACCCUCGCCGAGAGAUUGGAGGAAUACACCAACAUACUGUCCGCGCAAGGGAAAAUAGUCCCCGCCUCGAGCAUCCGGGCGGAAUGGGUCUGCGACGUGGAGGUCGUCAUCGAGCCGGUCGGCUGGCAGGCCCUGUGGAAGAUACCCCGUGGAACGUGCGAGAACUACGGCAUCCGCUAUCCGACCAUCGUCCUGGUGGAGGUGCUGGGGAUGGACUUUCCCGUGUUGAACGCCCUGGUGAAGAUCACGGCCGUUCAGGACGACAUACACCUGCCCGAGAAGCACGAGGUGUCGCUGAUCGAGCUGUAUCCCACCAUCGAUCAGACGAACCCCAGCCUGGACAUAGUCGGCACCGCGCACUGCGUGGACCGGCUGCGGUUCUUCUACAAUUACCUGUGGAUGCCAUGGGACGAGGACGAGGAUGACAAUGUCGAUUGGGUGGCGCAGCACCUGGAGCGUAGGAUCAGACUGUUCUUCGACAUGAACAACGGGGUCAUCGGUAAGGAGACGUGCGAGAUUAUCAGAUCGCUCACCAGCGAGGCAAGAGAGAUACAGAAGAAGAUCUCCACGUACGAAUCGUUGCUGCCCGAAGACUUUCAGGAGGACGACUUGCCCGAAGAGCUGGCACAGGAGACGUGCACCCUGAUGAAGCUUCACUUUAGACUCCGGCAGAUUAAAGCGGAAAUGGACCUGCUGGAGAAUCCCUCGCUGAGAGGACUGCUUGGAAAGAAUCAGUCGUAUAACAGAAGAAAAAAGCGCGGCGAUAACGAAAAUCGGAGAAGCGCGUACUACUUUGUGUGGCCGGGUGGUGUUGUUAAAGAGAUGCAGGAACUUUCUAAUAAAAUUCAAACAAUGCUGCCCGAGGACGCGCCCAUUAAAAUUAGUGGGUAUCUGGACGAUGUUAUGGAGGUGUUCGAGACGGGCGACACUGUUUUACUAGGCGAAGGAAACUAUUCGAUUAAAGGCUCCAACGGAUUGCAAGAGGGAGGUUCAAUUAUAGGAAUUUCUUGCGCGGACAACACCGCAAUUUCUCCACUCGAGCCGGAUAUGUCGUCAUCUCUGUUCGACUUUUCCGGCAACGAGAUAUUGUUGAGGAAUAUCUGCGUCGACUUCGGAGCACUUCAGGCAGGCAUAAUUGUGAGAAAGGACUGUACUGUACUUGUAACUGGUUGCAGAAUACGUGUGUCUAAUGUCAGUGCAAGUAGUAGCGCCAAAUGGGGUGCGGUCGUUAUGCCGGGGGCGAAGUUAGUACUUGAGAACACGGUGUUCCAAGGACUAGGGACCGCCGUCAUUAUUUACGGAACCGGUGAAGUUGUUAUGAAUGAUUGCCAGUUCGAUGGCUGUUGCGAGGGUGUACGGCUCAACGACAACGCCCGUUUUACCGCGACCAAAUCCUCCUUCGAGUGCAUCGAGAACGGACAGGCAAUAGUGAUGGAAACCGAGAAAGUGACUCGCUCGGAGACCGUAGAGUUGGGAAACGAGCAUAGCAGCGUGUCUCUUAAAAACGUCUCUUUAAACGAAUGUAAAUUUUUUAACGAUGACAAAGGGAGCGUCACACUGAGACCGAAAGACACCACUGCUCUCACGCAGAGACACAUUGAUUCUACGGCGGAGGUGCGAGCCUGUAAGGAAGAAGCCAUGGAAUUAUGAGUUUCACGUUUAAUCCGUCACACAAUUAUAAAUUUCCCUUAGACUCGUUAUUACCCUUUUGAUACAAGUGCAAACUUAUUGGUAUAUUUAUAAAAACGUAUUUUAUAAA
Messenger RNA from Wasmannia auropunctata (little fire ant), 1943 nucleotides. RefSeq names its product SHC SH2 domain-binding protein 1 (gene nesd). Bases 146 to 1834 code for a protein of 562 amino acids. The record is from RefSeq and is a predicted model, not a curated record. The transcript is spliced from 4 exons. Gene Ontology annotation, biological process: spermatogenesis; male meiosis cytokinesis. NCBI's taxonomy places the organism in Eukaryota, Metazoa, Arthropoda, Insecta, Hymenoptera, Formicidae.